CAUUCAUCACUUAACAUCGGUUUCUGACCCUCACUGUUUAAGUCGACUUGUUUAGCUGAAGGCUUACGAUUAAGCAUCCACGCAAUUUGGUACUCCGUCGUGUCACGUUCGUUCGUUCGUGCACGAUCCCUAGCUAGCUAAGCAGUCAUCUCGCACUCCAAUUUGGUCCCGAGACAUAUCUCGUAAUCUGGAUGAUCAAUUCUUGUGUUUGGCUUUGCCCGUGGUCUACGCGGAACGAGUACUGUAGAAGUUGUGGGUAUAGGGUCUUGCGUUAGUAUACUUUGUACUAUUCGUGAACAUCAAAGCCUUCAGCCUCUAAAAUAUCACUGUUGUUUCCUGCUAUUCCAAACGAAUUAUUACCGAUGUAUUUGACCUUCGUUGAUCCAAGUUCAAUGAACAAUUCCCUGUCAGCCGAGGAGUGAUUAUUCGAAAAACCUGUAUUACGAAUUUGUGCAUAUAGUUUAAAAAUGAACAAAAAAUUAAAGGUGAUCUUUUCAAAUAUUUUAACAUUGAAUAUGUUGUUUAAAUCCCUCAAAGGUUGUUAAUAUAACGACUCUAGGUUUUCCCACUGAUACAGAUUAUUACCAUUUACUGCGAGUCUUAAGUCGAAUUACUGAAUUUUCUUACAUAAGAUGCUGGCUCUCCGUAAUCAGAUACAAAGGGUUGCAUUCAGAAGGUGCUUGUCAGGUUGGUCUGAUGGACUCCGUAAUCAGACAAAACUUUCCGAAAACGUUUAUUCCCGAGAAGACAAACAUGGGGCUCACAAUUAUCACCCCUUACCAGUAGCGCUUUCCAGGGGCAAAGGUAUUUACGUAUGGGAUGUUGAUGGGAACUGCUAUAUUGACUUUUUGAGCGCUUACAGCGCAGUAAAUCAAGGGCAUUGCCACCCACGCAUUAUUGACGCUCUGAAAGCUCAGGCAGAGCUGUUAACUCUGACUUCACGUGCCUUUUACAACUCUGCGUUGGGAGAAUACGAGGAAAUGGUUACCAAAAUGUUUGGAUACGACAAGGUUUUGCCAAUGAAUACGGGUGUCGAAGCCGGUGAGACUGCACUGAAGCUUGCACGGAAGUGGGCUUACAAAGUAAAGAAAAUUCCUGAUGGACAGGCAAGAACAAUAUUUGCUGAAGGGAAUUUCUGGGGCCGCACUCUGGCUGCUUGCUCUUCGUCAACUGACCCCAGCUGUUAUUCAGGAUAUGGACCAUUCAUGCCAGGUUUCGUAACUAUCCCUUACGAUAAUUUGAAUGCAUUAGAAGCUGAAUUAAAAAAUCCAAAUACUUGUGCAUUUAUGGUUGAGCCAAUUCAAGGUGAAGCUGGUGUUCGUACACCAUCAGAUGGCUACCUAAAAGGAGUACGAGAAUUAUGUACAAAAUAUAAUGUAUUAUUUAUUGCUGAUGAAGUUCAAACUGGAUUAUGCAGAACAGGAAAAAGACUAUGUGUAGACCACGAAGGUGUCCGACCAGAUAUCGUUUUAUUGGGAAAAGCUUUGUCGGGUGGAGUACUACCAGUAUCAGCUGUUUUAGCAGAUGAUUCAGUUAUGCUAACUAUCCAACCUGGUGAACAUGGUUCAACCUAUGGCGGUAAUCCUUUAGCUUGUAAAGUUGCUAUGGCUGCUUUAAAGGUUUUGGAAGAUGAAGGCUUAGCAGAACGUGCACAAAAGUUGGGUGAAAGAUUUCGUAAUGAGUUAGGUAAACUUCCGAAAUCCGUGGUUGAAUCUUAUCGCGGUAAAGGUCUUCUAAAUGCUAUUUUAAUUCGUCAAGGUUUCAACGCAUGGGAUAUUUGCAUGAAAUUACGUGAUCAUGGUCUAUUGGCUAAACCAACCCAUGAUACAAUAAUCCGGUUAGCCCCACCACUAGUCAUCACGAAUGAGGAACUAGAUAAGUCGAUUGAAAUUAUCAGUAAAGUGAUCAAUUCAUUGGUUAAAUAAUCAUUUCGAAACAAUAGUGCAAAAGUCAUCAUUAGACGUGAUAUUUUGAUCUUUCAUUUCCCUUCUCAAUUAUCUUACGGCUGGAAAAUUGUGAUAUUUGUGCAAAACAACCAGAUGACUUUCAUAUUUUCAAACUAAGCAACUAAUUUAUUUCUUUGAAAAUUAUUUUCAUUUCACUGAAAAGUUGAUUUUGCUUUUAUCAGUUGAUUUACAUUACAUUUAUUUAAAAAUUACAAUUACAACAUAUUCCUACAUUAGAACUUUGUCCGAUAUUUUCUUUUCUUUGAAUUAUUCCUUGUUGUGCUAUAGACAAAUUACAUCACCAUAUUGACUUUAUUGUGAUAUUCUGAAAUGAGAUGUACACAUCCAUUUUAGUUCCUAUGAUGUAUGUGUAUUUGAAUUUUAAUUUUUGAGAUUUAUUUUCGAAAAAUUUUGCUUUUCGAUUUCUGCAGCUUCGUUCGCGUGUGUUUUGAUUUUCGAUUUAUUUGUUUGUCACUUUGUGAACAGCAGCAGUUUUGCAAAGCCAAUACAACAAGCAUAAUUAUUAUGCUAUCCAAGUUUUUGUGUCUUUUAUUUUACAGGAAAAGAUUUACUUUAUGUAAGUUUAUGCAUAUAAACAGUUGGCCAUUAAAAUGUCUACAGCUUAUUUAAAU
This is a messenger RNA of Trichobilharzia szidati, 2578 nucleotides long. The record is from the annotation of a GenBank genome assembly. NCBI's taxonomy places the organism in Eukaryota, Metazoa, Platyhelminthes, Trematoda, Strigeidida, Schistosomatidae.